GGAAAGGCAUCAUGCAUUUCUGCACUCACAUUGGCUUAUCAGAGCCUUGGAGUUGUUUAUGGUGAUCUCAGUACUUCUCCUCUCUAUGUUUACAAGACCACAUUUUCUGGAAAGCUUAGGGUUCAUGAGGAUGAUGAGGAGAUUUAUGUGCUGUCCUUCAUCUUCUGGACGUUUACCCUUAUUGCUCUUUGCAAAUACAUAAUCAUUGUCAUGUCUGCUGAUGAUAAUGGAGAAGGAGGCACUUUUGCAUUAUACUCUCUACUGUGCAGACAUGCAAGACUUAGUGUUCUUCCCAAUCAACAAGAUUCGGAUAAGAAAUUGUCCUCUUACGCAACAGAAGGGUCAGCAGACACUUGGGAUAGCGCUUUUUUGAAGUCUUUUGCUGAGAAGCACCAAAAGUUUCGGAAUAUACUCUUGAUCUUUGUUCUUCUGGGGACUUGUAUGGCCAUUGGUGAUGGCAUAUUUACUCCUGCAAUAUCAGUUCUUUCAGCUGUUUCGGGCGUUAAAAUUAAAGCCUCAGAACUUCAUGAGAAUUAUGUUGUGGUGAUCUCCUGCGUCAUUCUGGUGGUACUAUUUUAUAUUCAACAUCAUGGAACAAGUAGGGUUGCUUUUUUAUUUGCUCCAAUUGUUAUAGCAUGGCUGCUCUGCAUCAGCAGCAUUGGUAUGAAUAACAUAAUCAGGUGGAACCCACACAUAUAUCAAGCUCUAUCUCCAAUUUACAUGUUGAAAUUUCUAAAAGACAGGCUGGAAGGUUGGGUGUCUUUAGGAGGAGUAGUUCUCUCAAUUACAGGCGUGGAGACAAUGUUUGCUGUCCUGGGCCAUUUUUCGGCAUUGUCAAUUAAGGUGGCCUUUAUAUUUCUCGUAUAUCCAUGUCUGAUUCUUGCAUAUUUGGGUGAGGCUGCAUAUCUCUCUCAGCAUCAUCACGAUAUUGAAAGCAGCUUCUACAAAGCCAUACCAGAACCCGUGUUUUGGCCAGUGUUUAUAGUGGCCACAUUAGCAGCAGUUGUGGGAAGUCAAGCAGUAAUAUCUGCUACCUUCUCCAUUGUAAGCCAGUGCUGUGCGUUACAUUGUUUUCCGCGUGUGAAGAUUGUCCAUACAUCAAGUAAAAUAUAUGGUCAGAUCUACAUUCCGGAAAUCAAUUGGAUAUUAAUGUGCCUGUGUUUAAUUGUGACAAUCAUAUUGAGAGACACAAACAGGAUCGGACAUGCUUAUGGACUGUCGGUAACAUCUGUUAUGUUUAUAACAACAUGUUUGAUGACCCUGGUGAUGGUAAUAGUAUGGAAGCAAAAGGCUGUAGUGGCUGCUUCCUUCUUAGUAAUUUUUGGGUCGAUAGAGCUCCUGUACCUGUCAGCAGUCUUCUUUAAGGUCCUGGAUGGUGGUUGGAUUUCACUACUUCUGUCGUGGACUAUCAUGGCCACAAUGUUCAUCUGGAACUAUGGAUCCCUCAAGAAGCACCAGUUUGAUUUGGAGAACAAGGUCUCAAUGGACAGGAUAUUGGCUUCAGGACCUAGUCUCGGAAUGGUUCGAGUUCCUGGGAUUGGGCUUAUUUACACCAAUCUAGUGACAGGCAUACCAGCCAUUUUUGGGCACUUUGUGACAAACUUGCCUGCUUUUCAUCAAGUGCUAGUUUUUGUAUGCGUAAAGUCUGUUCAAGUUCCCUAUAUCAGGGAGAAGGAACGGUUUCUAGUAACCAGGAUAUAUCCAGAAGACUAUGGUAUGUACAGGUGCGUCAUCAGAUACGGCUACAAAGACCUACAACAGGAAAACUAUGAUUUUGAGAACAGACUGGUGUCCGAAAUUGUUAACUUCAUAGAAACGGAAGGAGAAAAUGAGCCAACACUAAGGAUGCAAAUUUGCACAUGUUCUGGAAACUCUGAUGAUGAAGCCGUCGAUGUUUCUGAGCAGAUGCUCUCCUAUCCAAAUCAGGGAGAGACAACGAUGCAGUCUAAAAAUAUCGGAGUGUUGAUUUCACAAGAUGGACAUUGCAAAAGACCUCACCUGAAGGAGGAAUCAGUACACAUACUGAGAGCUAGGGAAGCUGGCAUGGCUUACAUCCUGGGGCAUUCUUAUGCCAGGGCAAAGAAAUCAUCUUCGAUUUUCAAGAAAGUAGCCAUUAACGUAAUUUAUGCUUUCUUAAGCAGGAAUACUAGGCGACCUGAGGUGGUGCUGAAUGUGCCUCCUACAUCAUUGUUGGAAGUGGGUAUGAUUUACCAUGUCUAAUUUCUGACAGAAUCUGCAGAGAGAAGCGUCAGGAUAUGCUACAUUGCGACUGACUUUUGUGAUGGAAGCUGGUGAACAAACAAAAUGUUACCCGAGUUGAAGUUUCCUCAUCUAUGAUGAGCUUCAGGUUAAAAAUUUAGCAGUGCUAAAUGUACUCUGUAUAUACAAGUGCCAGAACAUGAUAAAAAAAGCAGUAGAUAUACAUUUGAAUACACAAAUUUUCGUAUCUUUUUGGGGUUUGACCACCGAUUGUCAAAAAAGAAAUAAAACUGAUAAUUCUCGUCA
Messenger RNA from Coffea arabica (coffee), 2505 nucleotides. Lineage: Eukaryota; Viridiplantae; Streptophyta; Magnoliopsida; Gentianales; Rubiaceae. The record is from RefSeq and is a predicted model, not a curated record.